Molecule: messenger RNA, 1146 nt
Organism: Dacryopinax primogenitus
Lineage: Eukaryota; Fungi; Basidiomycota; Dacrymycetes; Dacrymycetales; Dacrymycetaceae
Exons: 3
Cellular component (GO): membrane
Source: RefSeq, a predicted model, not a curated record
UAAUGGGCGUCUUCUCAGACCUCAAGGACCGCAUCACCUCUUCAUCCUCCCCACCACGGCGGCUCGCUCGCCUCGCACCAGGAUUCCAGCCAGACGAAGACUACAACGAGAAACCGCCCUACACGAAUUAUACUAUCUCUGCUCAUGCCGCCCAGGCAUUCUUCGUCUUCCUCGCCAUGUGCUGUUUCGCAUCUACAGCCGCGUUCCAGGCUCAGUGGAAGGUUGGCCCUUCCUUCCUAUCCGGGUUCGCGAUAUUCGUUGCGGUCACAGCGCUCAUCCUCUCCAUCUACCUCCUCGUAGUACCCUUCGUAUACUGGAAAUACGACCGACUCAAAGCCCUCGCCCGGCCGCUGAACGAGAUCCGCGUCAAGCUCAUCCUCAACGUUGCGGGUACAAUCUGGCUCUUGCUAAUCAGCUUCAUAACCACCAUCUCAGCCUGGACAGAACCGGGGUGCAAAGACCCUACGCAAGACCCACACGCUUCCCUGGGAAAAGACUUCCAGUCCUCCCUCUCCGGAUGGUGCACAACGAAAAAAGCCGGCGCAGCCUUCUUCUGGAUGUGCUUCGUCGGAUGGGUCGUCUCCCUCUCCCUAGCCCUACUAGAAUGGCGCAAGACCAAGGGCUUGAGACCUAAAGACCCCCCGUUCGCACCCCCGGUAGGCACGUUACCGGAAGAAGAAGCGUUCGAUGCUCGAGACGCCGAAGAUGAGCUAAGCGGCAAGCCCUCCUUCACCCCCUCAGACCGUCAUUCAAGGACAGACGAAGAGGACGCUAUCUCCCCAUUCCAUGACCAGGCCUAUCAGCCCAGUUUGGGAAGGUACGACCCGCCUGCAAGACCCAGUAUGGACACGUACGGCGCCUUUUCCGACCCGGCGCCCACGGGGUACGCACCACCUGCGCAGGGGGUCAGCAGGACGAUGCAGUAUGCGGACCCGUAUGCCGCUAUUAGGCAUAAUCUUGGUGGGGAACCGCAGGGGCAAGCAGGGGUGCAGAUGCCGAUGCCUGGACCACCCGUGCCUCCCAGUUAUGAGUCGUAUCGCUGACCGCUCCCAGCGGUGCAAGCGGUGGGAGACGUAGAUGAGAUGAGAUUAUAUGAGAUGGACUGAGCUUGUUUUCUUGAUACUUGCCGAGAUAUAUUACCCUAGC